AUGGGUAACAAGCAGACCAUCUUCACUCCGGAGCAGCUGGACGCCUAUCAGGAUGCAACGUUCUUCACACGGAAAGAAAUUCUCAGGUUGUUUGACAGGUACCGUGACCUGGCCCCUCAGCUGGUCCCGCUCGAUUACACGAAGAAGCCCAAUGUGAAGCUCCCCUACGAACUCAUUGGCAGCAUGCCUGAGCUGAAGGACAACCCCUUCCGGCAGCGCAUCGCUGAGGUCUUCUCCGAGGAUGGGGAGGGCAACAUGACCUUAGAUGACUUCCUGGAUAUGUUCUCGGUGAUGAGUGAAAUGGCUCCUCGGGACCUCAAGGCUUAUUACGCCUUCAAAAUCUACGAUUUCAACGAUGAUGACUACAUCUGCAAAUCCGACCUGGAGAAGACAGUGAACAAGCUGACCCGCAAAGAGUUGACCCCGGAGGAGGUGUGCCUGGUGUGCAACAAGGUGAUGGAGGAAUCCGACUUGGACAACGAUGGCAAGCUCUCCCUGGAAGACUUCCAGCACAUGAUCAUUCGAGCGCCUGACUUCCUCAGCACUUUUCAUAUCAGAAUCUGACCCAAACUCCAGAGACCCACCGAGAGCCGGAAACCCUCUUGCUGCUUCUGCCGCCUCUUCCAGAGCCGGAUCAGAGGAUGAGGCCUGGAGCUGCCUCCCUAGGGCUCCUGCCAGGGGGGCUGGGGUGGAGCAGAGCUUCCUUUUGCCUCUCGCUAUAAACUGAACACAU
Zootoca vivipara (common lizard) is the source of this 733-nucleotide messenger RNA. It is a transcript of the gene CIB3, whose product is annotated as calcium and integrin binding family member 3. Gene Ontology annotation, biological process: calcium ion homeostasis. NCBI's taxonomy places the organism in Eukaryota, Metazoa, Chordata, Lepidosauria, Squamata, Lacertidae. The record is from RefSeq and is a predicted model, not a curated record. Gene Ontology annotation, molecular function: magnesium ion binding; calcium ion binding.